Molecule: messenger RNA, 6050 nt
Organism: Bursaphelenchus xylophilus (pine wood nematode)
Lineage: Eukaryota; Metazoa; Nematoda; Chromadorea; Rhabditida; Aphelenchoididae
Source: the annotation of a GenBank genome assembly
AUGAUGUGCGCUGAGUUUGAACGAGGGGCCUACAUGCCCAAUUCAUCAGGGGAACAAGUGUCCACUUACACAGCUUCAGACUUUGACCUGCCGACUUAUCAAAAUCUGCCUGUGGUUACUGAUGAUGUUGUUUUUUCCAGUAAGUAGGAUUCGAAUUGAGAAGAAAUGUUUUAAUUUCGGUUUCACUCUCCUGUUUUUUAGAUCCAAGUUUUAUGUCAAAUGAGAUCGAACAGAUGAAUUCGAAUCUGAAUGGUCGUCUAAACCUCACGGACGAUCCAAAUCUGAGUUCGAUCAUUUUGAAUGAUGGUAUGGUUCUUUCCACGAACAACAAUUUAGUAACGUCUUCAAAGGAUGAAUUUGUCAACAUCGAGCCUAUGGCCAGAGAUCGCUGCAAUACUUGGCCGAUGAGAAGGCCCGCCGAGAUGAACCAAACUCUACCAAUGUCUCAAGAUAAGAUCGACGAGGAAAUGUAGGACACAAUGAGUUUUAUAAAAUAUUUUUGUAGAAGUUCGUCGAACUCGUCUUUGCAAAAGGAUGACGGAUCUCUUGAUGAAUAUAUGCCUCAGUAAGUCAAAACAAAAAAUAAACGAAAACGGUCCUCAUUUAUUUACAAGGAAAAAAGUUUUUUAAAGUGUUGAGGUUGUAUCUAUCAGAAGCUUUAUAAAUUGUUGUUUAAAAGUUGUUUGUUUUCAGGUUUCUUUUUUGUAAAUAGGGUGCAAUUAUUUUUUUUUGUAGUUUUCUAUGCAAUUGAUGAAUGAACUCUUUUAGGCACAGGGUUCGUCGACAAAGUCUCUACAGUCAAGGAAGUCCGGAAUCAGAAAUCGACGAUCCUGCUUGCAAGAAGUCGAACAGUCGUCGAAAUGCUUGGGGAAAUAUGUCAUACGCCGAUUUGAUUACUCAAGCUAUCUUGAGUUCUCCAGAAAAGAGACUGACCUUGUCCCAGGUUUAUGAAUGGAUGGUUCAGAAUGUCCCAUAUUUCCGUGAUAAGGGCGAUUCCAACAGUUCAGCGGGUUGGAAGGUGAGUUUUUUUUUGUUACGUAUUAAGUUAAUUAUUUGUGACUGAGAGUUAUACGUUAGUUCAAAGAAAUGUGUGGAACGGUAGAUUCUAUCGAAGGGUUUUUUGUGGAGAGGUUUGUGAGGCUAGUAGAAGAUGCUGUUAAUACGUUGGGGUCGAUAAGUAAACGUUUGUUCUGUUUUUCUUGACUAGACAUGGCUCGUCGGCCGCCCCAGGCCGAAAAUCUCGCCCGUCCCAUGGGCCGGAAGGGUUCCGGCCGGCCCAGCCCGUUUCAAAUUUUCCGUCGGCCCGGCCCGUUGAAACAAGUGUCUCCCCAAGUCUAACUCCUUAUGACCAUAUUUUUUCUAUCAUCAUGUAAAUGGAUAAAUACUGUGUUCCGUAGCUGUCUAAAAACAAAAAUACCUUUAAAAAACCAAUUGUGCAAUUGGUUUUUUAGACACAAUUGCAAUUGUGUCUUGGCAUUGCGUUUUAUUUUCAUUAGCAAACGCAAUUCUCGCUUCGAGAUUCAGGAUUGUAACUAUUCCGGGCCGGCCCAGCCCUGGAGCCAUGUCUAUUCUUGGCAGACUUUUUUUAUUAGGGAAACGUGGGGGUUUUCUUUAAUUCGUCUCCUAAUCGACAGCGAGUUUUUUCCUUUCCGUGGUCAAAGAAGCCGGGUCUUGGUGGUCAUCAGUGCCAUCGAGGCAAAGUCGCCAUUGCAAUUCGGCAUUCUUGGAUUUGUCACGAGCGGUUUCUGAAUUCCUUUUCAUGUCAGUCCGAGUAAAAAGGCCGCGGUUUUGCCCUGGAGAAAUUUGUAUGAGAGGGAAGGGAACACCGCAUCUGUUUUUUUUCGUCGAGAAUUAGGAGAGAGAAGAAAGGGAGCAAAAUGAGGAACGGGGUGAGGAAGAGGGAUCAGACGGAAAGGAAGAAGGAACGGAGGACCCGUGCGUGGACGUGGUGAGCACGGGGCUGUCUGCUCGUUGGUCUCCCUCUUCGUUUUUUUGGGCGCUGUCCACUCCUGCCAUUCGGAGCCAGUCUGUGGCCGGUCUUUCGUUCGUAUUCGCUCCCGGCGCUUUCUUUCCGUUCGCAUUCAGUCCCGCCUUUUGUUCCAUAUAGGCGAGAUCUUUACCUCCUCCUUUUACCGCUUUUCCGAACACCUCACCCAAUUUUCAUUCUUUUACUUCCGGCGACUUCUUUUCAAAGCUCUUUGAGAUUCGAGUUUAUUCGUUGUUCCGAGUAUUAGUUUACUGACUAAAAAUUCUUCAUUCCUUGCUUGUACAGCAUAAAUUGUGAUGGAUGAAUUGGACGAUCUUAGUACAGAAAUGCGUGGGCGUUGUUAUACGUGGCCCAUGCAACAAUACAGCAUGUCUCAGGCACUGGUCCCUUGCCCCAGUCAUGGACUCUCGGUUCAAGAUGCUCCAAGCAGUUCUUACCAGUCGAUGACCUCCAUUUCGAGCUCGAUGUGCACGGGCUCUCUUUCCCAUGGUCUUCCGUCCGUGGCUUCGUUAGACCCUUGGGUAUCCACAUCAGAAUCCCAGCUAUUCCCUUACGGUUAUCCACACCCCCAGCCUUCAACGUCUGGUUCAAUGUUACAGAUCCAUGAUUUAGUUCCUCCACUUCGGAAGAAACGGAUUCGGAGAAGGAACCCUGAUUCAAUUCCACAAAAAAAACCAAAUCCUUGGGGGGAGGAUUCGUAUUCUGAUUUGAUAGCCAAGGCCUUAGAGAGUGCACCUGGAGGAAGAAUGAAGCUGAACGAGAUCUACCAAUGGUUUUCUGACAAUGUUCCAUACUUCAAGGAACGGUCUAGUCAGGAACAUGCUGCUGGCUGGAAGGUAUAGAUCUAUUUUUAAAUUACCUGGGGUUAGGUUAGGAGGAAGCUUUUAAAUCUGUCUUUUUUAAUUAAUUCGCGUAUUUUAGAACUCGAUUCGGCACAAUCUCUCUCUUCACAGCCGCUUUAUGCGAAUUCAGAAUGAAGGGGCUGGAAAGUCAUCUUGGUGGGUUAUCAAUCCGGAUGCCAAGCCCGGUAGAAAUCCGAGAAGGCGAUCGGCGACAAUGGAGACAACAACGAAGGUUUGUGAUGUUCUUUAAUUUUGCGCUGUAUGUAAUAUUUAAAAUAUUACUUAGGGAAGUACCCAAGUCCGACGCUCAGUUUUUGAUGAAAACUUUGCAAAAAUUUAGAAUAAUUUUUUUCUAAAAUAUAUGCGAGAAUCCUGGGUCACGUUUUGCAGAAACAACCGAGAUUUUUAGAUCCAAAGUUGGCGAAAGUUUGACACUUUUGCCGAAUUUCAGCACGAGAAGUUUCAUGCCUAUUUCUAUUAGGUUGUCCCACAAAUAAUGUCGUUUUUCAAAAGAUUUUUUGUACAAAGAAAUUUACCGUAAUAACGAAGAUAUUUUUGAUCAAAAUAGUCCCCAUGUGUUAUACCACGCUAUUGCAACGUGUUGAAAGCAUUUUUUUUGCCAGUGGCUUUGAAACCCCGGCUUCUGGAGCCGAUGAAACUUUUGAAGGCCCAUUCAACAGGGUCUUGAUUGAUAAAUUCCCUACCACGGAUGAAACCCAUUAGACUCUUGGUAAGGUAGCAAUCUGUUUAAGACAUGUCUAGCGAGUACUCCGGACGAAGGAGAGUCCCGUAUCUCCAUUAACUCAACUUCUGGAGCGUCGUCUUUACAACGUGGGGUUGCGCAUCGCCGCCUAGAACUUUUGGAAUUCCGCGGCGUGUUUUUAAAGGCAUAUUCUGCCAUAAGCUGUCUAUCUGAAUACAACGGUACCCAGCAUUUACAUUUUGGCCAAUUUUUGACGAGCUGUAUGGUGAGAUACCCAUGCUGCACCAUCCAGCAGUGCCCAUCACCUUGUUUAUGGGGGGGUCGCUUUGCCAAGUUCCGUGUUGGUACCCUCAGGGGACUCGAUUGGGCACAUCUGGUUGUCGUACAGGAUCUGCUCUUCAUCACGGCUCACGAUCCGAUCUAGAAAACCCGGCUCUUCGGAUUGUAAAAGCAACAAACGUGACACCUCCAUUCUGUGGUUCGGUCCAUUAAUAUGGGAAAAAGCUGCCGAGCAUUUUGUUGAAUUCCAUCGACUUCCAACGGUUAGCCGACGAUUAUUUUAACACCCAGACGAUGUCAGAGACGCGUCGGAUGUUGAUUCUAGGAUAUCUGACAACUAAUGGCCCCAGGGUAAAUUCAUAAAGUUCAGAAGCUGGACUUUAUCUUUGAGUCCCUCACCGUCAGAUCGAAAUUUUUUGAACCAUCGUUUCACCGUGUUCAGACUCACAUCAGACUCGCCGAACACGCCGUUGAUAUUUUGUGUAACUCCUGUAACUUUCAUACCCUGUUUUUGCAGGUACAACACGGCGACACGAAUCGACUUUUUUCCCAUAAUUUUGGAUUAGGGCUAAAUUACUUUAAUUUGAUCCAAAUAUGGCAAAUAAUAUAUCGAACGAAAGCUUGUGUUCUCGACUACAAAACUGUGCAAUAUUGCGAAAUUUUAUAGUCGUUUACCUUUUUUAUAGACUGUGGAAACUGCCCCUCUCGAAAACGACAUUAUUUGUGGGACAACCUAAUACUAUAGAGGGUAAUGUUUCCACAAAAAAAAAACAAUUUUUACCGCACGAAAAUAGCAAAGUUAUGGCCAAAAAGUUUUUUCUCUGACCGCUGUCCGCGUUUAGCGUACUCUCUGCGACAAAGAUCGUUCAAUAUCUCGGAGGUGCUUGCUAAAACUUUCGGGAAUUGAUACUUAGUCCAUGCCAGACGUGUGCGCAAAACUUAAAGAAAUUUUGAGCGUCGCACUUGGAAUACUUGUUAGCGUGAUGACCUAAUAUAACGGGUUUAUAAAAUUAUAUGGUUGCCUAAGUGCGCGAUCGAAAGUAUGGUUCUUUUGAAACAUGUCUUAUGUUCUAAUUGCAGACGAUUCUGGACAAGAAACGCAGAGGCGUAAGAAAGCGUAUGGACAUGGUUAACGAGUCGUCGCUCUCGUCGCUGAAUGAAUCGGCCCAAUCUCAACGAGACUUUUUGGACCGCGAUGAGGGAUUGGGUGCUUCUGAUUACGAGCCCUUCCGUUCAAGAACCCAAUCAAAUGUAUCCAUGCCAGGCCAGAGAAUGACCCCUCCUAUGGAGGGGUUCGAAGAUUAUAAAUUUCCGCCGUGGUCCGGCCAGCAGAUCUCCCAACCAGCAAGUGGUGCCACGAUUAAUGAUCUUUUGGAUAGAACUGACCAGAUUCGCUUGGAUACCGAAGAAUUCAGGCAGAUGAGGGCAAGCGGUCAGUUGGUGCAUCCCGUAAAGACAGAGCAAAAGGUAAGUAGACGGGCUUGCAGGUGUCCGCUUCUGGAUUAAAAAUCUUGUUAAAUUUUUUUAGCAUCAGAAAACUUAUCUUUCCUACAUUAUUCCUUUGCAGAAUGAGCCGCCAUCCAAUCAGCAACCUUUCUACCAGGAAUUGUGCGUUGUGAGGGGCCCGGACAAUCUACAGAAUCCAUUAUUAUGCAAUCAAUUCUCGAUGUCCGCCUCCAGCGCUCCAAAGCCGGCUUCAAUGCAAUGGUAUGUGUUUUUUCUUUGUCGAAGAUAUUUUCUCAAAUAAGAGUGAAGAAAUAAGAUCGUACCGGUAGUUCCGAGGCAAAACGUUAAAACGCUUUCCUCACUUUUUUUGAAAAAAUAGAAUGGAAAAAAUGAGGCCGACAUGAGAAAAAAACUCGCAAAUUUAGCGUCUUUUUCAAAAUCUCAAAAUAGGUCUUAUUUCUUCACUCUUAAAUCUUUGAAGCUGCGAUUUGUUUUGAAAAAGCACAUGGCUAAUGCUUAAUUUACCGUUUUAUCUUCCAUUUCCAGGGGAUCGAUUAUUUAUGUUAUUUUUAGCGCAAGCAAUGCGUCGUUCUAUCCUUAUGGAGUCCACAACUCUCAGAAUCGCCUCUGGAAUAGCACUAAUCCCGUGAAUUCUAUGGCGCUCAACUCCAACGGUCUGCCAAUCGAUUUGGAAAAUGUAAAUACGUUUGAAUCAAGCAACCUCGACUACGAUAUGGAAGCGGUUUUACGUCAUGAACUCAACUCGGCUAAUGGCCUCAGUUUUGAUUUGUAA